GCUGCUCGCGCGCGCCUCCGAGGCUCUCGCUGUCGCGCCGGCCGAGCGUCUCUGUAAAGCCUUGGCCGCCAAUGGGGGAGGUGGAGCCCGUGCCCGCGGGCUCGCUGGAGCCCCCGGAGCCACCUGAAGCGGCGGCGCCUCGCCGGCCCGGAGGUAUUCGGGUCCUAAAGAGGAAUAUGAAACACAAUGGGAGCAGAAAUUGUUUGAAUAGAAGAAGUAGGUUUGGCUCUCGAGAAAGAGACUGGCUAAGAGAAGAUGUGAAGAGAGGCUGUGUUUACCUUUAUGGAGCGGACACGACCACUGCCACUACAACCACCACCUCCUCCUCCUCCUCCUCCUCCUCCUCCUCCUCCUCCUCUGAUUUACAUCUUGUCCUUUGCACAGUGGAGACACCAGCGUCAGAAAUAUGUGCUGGAGAGGGAAGAGAAAGUCUCUAUCUACAGCUUCAUGGAGAUCUGGUCAGGAGACUGGAGCCCACUGAACGGCCUCUCCAGAUUGUUUACGACUACUUAUCCAGGCUGGGGUUUGAAGAUCCCGUGCGCAUACAGGAGGAGGCUACGAACCCUGAUCUCAGCUGUAUGAUUCGAUUUUAUGGUGAAAAGCCAUGCCAGAUGGAUCAUCUGGACCGAAUCCUGCUGUCUGGCAUCUAUAACGUCCGCAAAGGGAAGACCCAGCUGCACAAAUGGGCUGAGCGCCUCGUUGUUCUCUGUGGCACCUGCCUUAUUGUCUCCUCAGUGAAGGAUUGCCAAACUGGAAAGAUGCACAUCUUGCCACUGGUUGGGGGAAAGAUAGAAGAAGUGAAGCGCCGGCAACACUCCCUUGCUUUCAGCUCAGCUGGAGCCCAAGCUCAGACCUAUCAUGUCAGCUUCGAGACUUUGGCUGAGUACCAGAGAUGGCAGCGGCAGGCGUCUAAGGUGGUGUCCCAGAGGAUCAGCACCGUGGACCUCUCGUGUUACAGCCUUGAGGAGGUUCCUGAGCAUCUCUUCUACAGUCAAGACAUCACCUACCUCAACCUGCGACACAACUUCAUGCAGUUAGAAAGACCAGGGGGCCUUGACACACUCUACAAAUUUUCUCAACUGAAGGGCCUGAACUUGUCCCAUAAUAAGCUUGGACUGUUUCCUGUGUUGCUGUGUGAGAUUUCUACCCUGACUGAACUCAACCUUUCUUGUAAUGGAUUUCAUGACUUGCCAAGUCAGAUUGGUAAUCUGUUAAAUCUUCAGACCCUCUGCCUUGAUGGCAAUGUUCUCACAGCUCUACCAGAUGAAUUGGGAAACCUGCAGCAGCUUACUUCUCUGGGAAUUUCCUUCAACAAUUUUAGUCAAAUUCCUGAAGUUUUGGAGAAACUCACCAUGUUAGAUAAAGUGGUUAUGGCAGGAAACCGUUUGGAAAUCCUGAACCUAGGGGUGCUGACCAGGAUGAACCAUGUUAAGCAUGUGGAUCUAAGGAUGAACCACUUGAAAACGGUGAUUAUUGAAAAUCUGGAGGGAAAUAAACACAUCACUCACAUGGAUUUGCGGGACAAUCAGUUGACUGAUUUGGACCUUAGCUCCUUAUGUAGCUUGGAGCAGCUGCAUUGUGAGCGGAACCAGUUGAGAGAGCUGACACUCAGUGGCUUCUCCCUUCGAAACCUCUACGCCAAUUGGAACAAGCUGACAGCAGUGAAUGUCUAUCCAGUACCAAGCCUGCUCACUUCUUUGGAACUCUCCCGAAACUUGCUAGAAUGUAUCCCUGACUGGGCCUGUGAAGCAAAAAAGCUAGAAAUACUAGAUAUAAGCUACAAUCUGCUUACAGAGGUUCCCAUGAGAAUUCUGAGUAGUCUGAGUCUUCGGAAACUGAUGGUAGGACACAACCACAUCCAUGUCCUUCCGGCACUGGUGGAGCACAUUCCCCUCGAGGUACUGGAUGUCCAGCAUAACACUCUGUCCAGGCUGCCGGACACACUGUUCUCCAAGGCCUUAAAUCUCAGGUACUUGAAUGCAUCCGCAAAUAGUCUGGAGUCUUUGCCUUCUGCGUGUGCUGGAGAGGAGAGUCUGAGUGUGCUGCAGCUGCUGUACCUGACCAACAACCUUCUGACAGACCAGUGCAUACCUGUUUUGGUCGGGCACCCACACCUGCGUGUUCUGCACCUUGCAAACAACCAGCUACAGACCUUUCCUGCAAGCAAACUAAACAAAUUGGAGCAACUGGAAGAACUGAAUCUAAGUGGGAACAAGCUUAAAGCUAUUCCCACAACCAUAGCAAACUGCAAAAGACUGCACACCCUUGUCGCACAUGCCAACAACAUCAGCAUUUUCCCAGAGAUCCUGCAGCUGCCUCAGAUUCAGUUUGUUGACCUGAGUUGCAAUGAUUUGACAGAAAUACUAAUUCCAGAGACUCUGCCUGCCACUUUACAAGACCUUGAUCUUACAGGAAAUACAAAUCUGGUUCUGGAACACAAGACUUUGGACAUGUUUAGCCAUAUCACAACACUGAAAAUUGAUCAGAAACCUUUACCGACCACAGAUUCUACAGUUACAUCAACCUUCUGGAGCCAUGGACUGGCCGAGAUGGCUGGGCAGAGGAAUAAACUCUGUGUGUCUGCUCUGGCUAUGGAUAACUUUGCAGAGGGCGUGGGGGCUGUGUACGGCAUGUUUGAUGGGGACAGGAAUGAGGAACUCCCCCGUCUGCUGCAGUGUACAAUGGCAGACGUGCUUUUGGAAGAGGUACAGCACUCAACAAGUGACACCGUUUUCAUGGCCAAUACCUUCCUGGUGUCUCACAGGAAAUUAGGAAUGGCUGGCCAGAAGCUAGGUUCCUCUGCUCUCCUGUGCUAUAUUCGACCUGACACUGCCGACCCAACAAGUAGUUUUAGCUUGACUGUAGCCAAUGUUGGCACGUGCCAAGCUGUCCUGUGCCGAGGUGGAAAGCCAGUACCUCUUUCUAAAGUCUUCAGCUUGGAGCAUGACCCAGAGGAGGCACAGAGGGUGAAGGACCAGAAAGCUAUCAUAACAGAGGACAACAAGGUGAAUGGGGUUACCUGCUGCACCCGGAUGCUGGGAUGUACAUACCUCUACCCCUGGAUCCUCCCCAAGCCUCACAUAUCCUCCACUCCGCUUACCAUUCAAGAUGAAUUGCUGAUUUUGGGAAACAAAGCACUGUGGGAACACUUGUCCUAUCUAGAAGCUGUCAGUGCAGUCCGUCAUGUGCAAGACCCAUUAGCUGCUGCUAAGAAGCUGUGCACAUUAGCACAGAGCUAUGGUUGUCAGGACAAUGUGGGGGCAAUGGUGGUUUAUUUGAACAUUGGUGAAGAAGGCUGUACCUGUGAAAUGCAUGGGCUUGCCCUUCCAGGCCCUGUGGGAUUUGCUUCAACAGCAACCAUCAAGGAUGCCCCCAAGCCAACCACUCCCUCCUCUAGCAGUGGGAUUGCCUCAGAGCUGAGCAGUGAGGUGUCGACCUCAGAGGUGAGCAGUGAGGUGGGUUCCACAGCGUCUGACGAACACAACACUGUGGGCCUGGAGACGAGCUUGCUUCCCAGGCCUGAGAGGCGCUGUAGUCUGCACCCUGUGCCCUCUGCAGGCACUUUCCAGCGCCAGCCUUCUUGUGCUACCUUUUCCAGCAAUCAGUCUGACAAUGGACUGGACAGUGACGAUGACCAGCCUGUUGAAGGCGUCAUAACCAAUGGCAGCAGGGUUGAGGUAGAGGUAGACAUUCAUUGCUGCCGAGGCAGAGAGUCUGAGAACUCCCCUACUCUCCCGAAGAAUUCUUCCUACCCCUGUUCAGAGGAACAUGCUAGGGGGUUGGGUUUUGGGAUCCGAAGACAGAACAGUGUGAAUAGUGGUAUACUUCUGCCAGUGAACAAAGACAAGAUGGAGUUACAGAAGUCUCCCUCCACUUCUUGUUUGUAUGGAAAGAAACUCUCCAAUGGCUCCAUUGUGCCCCUAGAAGACAGCCUGAACCUCAUUGAGGUGGCCACAGAAGCACCCAAGAGGAAAACUGGCUAUUUUGCUGCCCCCACUCAGCUGGAACCAGAGGAUCAAUUUGUUGUCCCCCGUGACCUGGAAGACGAAGUGAAGGAGCAAAUGAAGCAGCACCAGGAGAGCAGGCCUGAGCCUGAACCCAGGGAAGAGGACCGGACAGAGCCCCUGCAGGAGUUUGAUACAGCACUGUGA
This is a messenger RNA of Rattus norvegicus (Norway rat), 4151 nucleotides long. It is a transcript of the gene Phlpp2, whose product is annotated as PH domain and leucine rich repeat protein phosphatase 2. The coding region runs from base 72 to 4151 and encodes 1359 amino acids. NCBI's taxonomy places the organism in Eukaryota, Metazoa, Chordata, Mammalia, Rodentia, Muridae. Gene Ontology annotation, molecular function: phosphoprotein phosphatase activity; protein serine/threonine phosphatase activity; metal ion binding. The transcript has 19 exons. The record is from RefSeq and is marked validated. Gene Ontology annotation, cellular component: intercellular bridge; nucleus; cytosol.